AUUCGCAUUUUUUUAAAUUUUUUUGUCUGGAAGUUCGGGUGAUGCAGAACAACGUGAUGCAGUAACUUUUCACCUUUAUGACGUCAUUUCCUUUCACCCACUUGACGGCACAUCCUUAUAUUUAAAUCUUUUUGUUUUAAUGGCCCAACCAAGUGCCAUACAAGUUCAAUUGUGUAUGUUUUUGUUAUGUGAACUGGUCGCAAGCCUUCAAAAUGUCUUGGAGCUAUACGGAAUUUAAAAUUAUACCAGAAUCUGAGAGGCGACGUCGCCUGGAACGUUUUGAUGAUAAAGACAAGGUAGUUGUGGAAAUUUUUGAGAAAGUUGCCGGAGAUGACGGUGUCAUAGAUGCUUAUGAGUUACAGAACCUCCUACAGCUUUGUUUUCGACGCGAAAUGGGAGAUUAUGACUUCAAUUUGGAAACCUGUCGAAGUCUUUUGGCACUCUAUGAUGUGGACAUGAGUUGUUGCAUCGAGUUUGACGAAUUUUAUAAACUUUGGAGAGAUUUGAAGAUUUGGUAUGGUGUGUUCAAGAAAUACGAUAUUGACAGGAGUUUUGAUAUGGACAAGAAAGAAUUAGCACUCGCAGGAAUUCCCGACCUUCAUAUCACUGUCAAAACUAUCGAAAUAUACUCGAAAAGAUUUGUUAACAGGAGAGCAGAGUCGGUCUUGACGAUUUUCUUCAAAUUAUCGCGAGGAUCAAGUGUUUGA
Xenia sp. Carnegie-2017 is the source of this 707-nucleotide messenger RNA. RefSeq names its product calpain small subunit 1-like. The record is from RefSeq and is a predicted model, not a curated record. Bases 213 to 707 code for a protein of 164 amino acids. The transcript has a single exon. Gene Ontology annotation, molecular function: calcium ion binding. NCBI's taxonomy places the organism in Eukaryota, Metazoa, Cnidaria, Anthozoa, Malacalcyonacea, Xeniidae.